Messenger RNA from Carcharodon carcharias (great white shark), 1629 nucleotides. RefSeq names its product F-box/WD repeat-containing protein 7-like. The record is from RefSeq and is a predicted model, not a curated record. The transcript has 12 exons. NCBI's taxonomy places the organism in Eukaryota, Metazoa, Chordata, Chondrichthyes, Lamniformes, Lamnidae. Gene Ontology annotation, molecular function: protein binding. Bases 1 to 1545 code for a protein of 514 amino acids.
AUGGUUACCGACCUGGCGUCCGCUGCUGAGGUUCGCACGGCCUGGGAGAAACUCGGCCGCUGGGGCCGCAGAAAGGCGGAGAUGGAGUCGUCAUUCGAAGAAAAAAUGGACCUGAUCUCCUCUGUAUUCAUCUCCCUCAAUGUAAAGGAACAGGACGAAGUGUUGUCGCGUUUGCUCCGUGUGUGUCAGCUGCCACAGCUAAAAAAGAUCUACACUGAACUCUGUCCCUUGUUAUCCAUUGACUUUGUAUUAAUUCUUCCACAAGAGCUGGUAGAAAGAAUAUUUUCAUUUUUGUCUGCGGAGGAUCUUUGCAGGAUGGCAUGCUGUAACAGAUCUUGGAGGGAAUUUACAAACACUGACAUUCUGUGGCAGCCACUAUGUGCUGUUCAAAACUGGCUUAAUUUUGACAUUGAUCAGCAACUCUUCUCCAAGAACCAGUACAGUUACAGUCCCACAGGUCUAACAUCUCCAAGAUACAGUACUGCUACACUUUCUGAUUUUCCAACACUGUCUCCAACCUGCCGAUGGAAAGAGAUUUACAUCAGGGCUUGCUACCUGAAUCAAAACUGGGCAAUGGGUAGAUAUACAGUUUUACCUUUACUUCGAGGCCAUCAAGAAAGAGUAGAUUGCCUUGACUGUGAUGGGAAACGGCUUGUUAGUGGAAGUUCAGACAAAACUGCUCGUGUAUGGGAUCUGUUCACUGCAAUUUGUCUGCAUGUACUGGAUAGCCACACAGAUGCUGUAACAAGUGUUUGCAUUAAGAAUGAAGUCAUUGUAACAGGUUGCGCUGACAGCUUGAUUCGAAUUUUCCAAACGGAAACUGGUAUUUGUCUGAGAGCACUGAUGGGUCACAAUUCAGGAAUUGAUCAUCUCUGUUUUGAUGGAACACAGGUGGUCAGUGCCAGCUCGGAUAGAACUCUUCGAGUUUGGUCAAUUCAGGAUGGCCGGUGUCGGAAAAUUCUACGAGGUCAUGAAGAUGAGAUCCAGUACUUAGCUAUGAAAGAGCAUCUAGUCGCUAGCACAUCCUGGGACCACACAGUAAGAAUGUGGAAUAUACAAAGAGGAGAAUGUACAGCUGUACUAAAAGGCCAUACAGAAGUGGUGAACUGCUGUCAGUUUGACUGUCGAUACGUUGUGAGUGGAGGAGGGGAUUGCUUAGUGCUUAUCUGGUUAACAGACAGUGGAAAAUUGCUGUGUAAGUGUCAAGGACACACAGGGGAUGUGUACUGUUUGAUGUUUAAUGAGAAGACAAUCUGCUCUGGUUCAUCAGAUAGUACGAUUCGAGUCUGGGACUUUACAGGAAAAUGUCUCUUUACCAUGUCAGAGCACAUUGGGGUGGUGAGGUGUCUACAUCUGGAUGGAAAUAGACUCAUCAGUGGAGGUGACAGAAAGAAGAUUUUAGUCUGGGAUGUAGCGAAUGGGAAACUAGUCAACAUAGUUCACAGAAAUCCAUCCCUCCUCCACAAGAUCUGGGUUAAUGAGACGAAGGUCAUCACAGCUUCGCCUGAAUCACCAGGAAUUUUAACUAUUUUGAGCUAUUGGUAAAUGAUCAGUGAGAUAGCUACAGAGAUAUCAGUUACUGUUCUAUAUUUUGAAAACCAGGGAAAAGAUUAAACUCACUAAACAAUA